UUCAUUCUGAGAUCAAAUCCAUGCAUGUUGAUCAUAGCAGGGCUCAUGCUUAACAGUCUCAUAACCUGUAGGCUACUGGGGCAAAAGAGCUCAAUCACCACCAGCGCCUGCUGGUAGAAGGGCCGAUCAACCGCGGGACCCCAACACCAACGCAACCCCCCAAGAGCCUGCUGAGUCAGCCCCGUCGCGUCUUCCCAAUCAUCUCGCGUCAACACCAUUAAAGCAAAAGAAUGAGUUGAGGCUCGUAGACGGUUUGCUGUGGACUAGGAAGGAAGAUAAUACAGCUAGACAAUGGUCAUGACUCCGUCGUAGGAUGCCUUCCCGCUCCCUCCUGCAUCAUGAAUUCCUCCGCCCUCCCUUCCACCUCCACCUCCACGGCCAAGACCCCUCACACCUCUGGCCCCGUCAGUAAGUUCCGUUGCCUAUUCUCCCAUGACAUCAGACGCAAAGCAAAACGGUGGCACGAUGGCUUCCUCCGUGUUCAUUCAUUCAACAAGCGGGUGAUGGUUUAUGAUACCCAAAACAAUUUCGUGGGUGAUCUACAUUGGCGGGAAGGAGAGGAGCCGAACGACGGCGAUGAAUUGGAACUGGAGCGAGGAGUCCUCGUGCAGGUCGGCGAGUGUGUGGAGAAGACCCAGACGGACUUGACAGAGCUACUAGAGAAGAGGAGCCAUGCGUCUGCUACCUAUCCGGCAAACGCGUUCUCGCCAGAGGCCUCCUCUCGGUUAGCGUUUGCUAUCAAUAGUAAUAAUGCGGCACUGAACUCGUCGGGACGGCUGAAGUCGCUGAACGAGCUGUUGGGUAUCAGAAAAACGCCAAUUGGAAGGGCUGCCUUGCCGUCAAGGUCACCUUAUGAGGAACGACAUUGCAUCGUUCGUCCCGACGACAGAUGUGAUACCAACGCUACGGAACGCGCUCCAAAGAGGCAGAGAGUAAAUACCCGUGAGCAGGGAAGAGAUCUCGAUAGGCCAUCACGACAGCACCGGCUUCGUGACUCCAUAUCAUAUUCCUCCGUGUCAAGUUCACUCGCCUCAUUUAAGCCAGCAAGCGAUUUGGCGUUGAACAGCGCCUCCACAUCAUCCAAAUCUUCGUCGAGGGAGACGCCCAACACUACGAAAAAUGGGGACAGGUCGAAAUCGCAAACCACCAUCGAUUUGACUAACCAGACUGGAUCGGUCAAUACGCUCAGGAUGACUAUCGAAAAGCCUCGAAAGAAACUAAUGUAUAAGGACUUAAUCCCUGCACAGGCAGGCCGACGGCCAACACCCAGACCUCAACAACGCUCAGCAGAGACUCCGAGCAGUAGAGUACGAACGCAAAGAGACAGUCGACCCCAAUCACUCAUCGAUGACGUAGACCCAGCCGCUGAAAUCGAAAAUAUCCCUCCUACCGGCCCCGGCUUCACGUCUCCCUUAACGGAGAUAAAUAGUACGAUCCACUUCAUACCAUCAACUUCAACCCUACGUGCCCUGCAGGAAUCGGAUUCUGCACUACCAUCCUCUCAAAGGACGAAACCCAUAGACCAGUUCUUCAAGCCAAGUUGCCAGCAACAAGCACCGCCUAUUGCGACAAUGAAGGCGCCAGAAAAUCCUUCUCCAAGCCCAGCGGUUGAAACACCGCAAACCACCACGGGCCCCACUACGAGCACUACUACGGAACACCCUCCCUUGAUAUCCCCUGACAGACCUCAAUCCCAUCACCGCCCCUUUACUCGCAGCCACUCAGAUAGGAUUCCAUCACUACCCCAAACUAAAAAUUCCUCCCAUCGCCCACCACCCGCUCAGCAUAUACACCCCCACAAAUCAACAAUAAUAAAACUAUCCGAAACCCUCCCGCUCCCGCUCCCCCUACCCACCACGCAACCCGCUCUGGCUGAAAGGAGCGACCCACCACCACCAUCCCCUGAACUAAAGUCCGCGGCUCCUCCCCCACCAAAACCCCUCCAGAAGGCUCUCUCAGACGCAUCAACUGUCCUAGGAAGAACAACCACGUCUAGUACAACAGCAGCAGUACCAGCACAGACGGCCCCACGCACCCGCCAGAGCCUCCUUGCCCCGAAGAGGAACCAGCACGUUGCCACUUGUGUAGAUGUCGACGAGGAGGAUCAGGGGCCGUGGACGGAGGAGGCGCUUGAUUUGUUUGAUUGGUGGCCGCCUGGGCGGGCGAAGCCGGAGCGGAAGGGGGAGAGGGUUGGUGUUGGUGGGUGAUGAGGUUGAGAGGUUGGGGAGUAUGAAUCUUAUCAUUUAUUUCUUCAGUUUUCUCAUCUGUGUGUUUUUUUAUAUGCUAGCUGCCUAACAGUAGACGAGACGGGCGGUUUCGGUCCCGUUUUAUGUUUUUUUUUAUUUGAUUAUUACAUGAUACAUGAUUAUGUCUUUUUGGCAUUUGAUUAUAUAUUAGAUAGAGGAAUGGAAUAGUACGGGAUUAAACUUGAGUCAAUGGAAAUUUACAUACAUAGCUAUGGCUAGUCGAGUGAUCUGAUUAAAUCGUAUGGACGCGGUCCUCUCAUCGUCUAUGUCCGGAAUCAUGGCAAGCGAAUCCCACGCCCUAAGGUUUCAACAAAUCAUACAACCCCCUCACCGUGCCCCGCUGGUCAGGCACAGAGCACAAAACUCUCACACAGACAAUCGUAUCAAACACCCCCUGGCCCCGUUGCACUAACCCCCCCACCUCCUCCCCUCCCAUAACCCACGCCUCCGUAUCCGCCAACAACCCCUCCCUCCCCAGCGCAGGGUACAGCUCCUUCCGCUCCGCCGAACACGGCAGGAUUUGAUAUUUCCCGUCGAGCCCGCACGCCUCGAUCUUCGCCAUGAGAUCCUUGUGCAGGCCCUGGCAGGGCUCGGCGCCGUACAUGCGGAUUAGGUUUGAGUUGGUGAAGAGGGGCGUUUGCGUGCCGGUUCCUGGACCGAUGUCGAGGACGAUGCCGUCGGCUGUGGCGAGGAGGGGCGGAAUCAGGGCUGAUGAGCCGACGCGGGGGGCUUCGACGGGGUCGCGGGCGCCU
Messenger RNA from Blastomyces gilchristii SLH14081, 2998 nucleotides. RefSeq lists its product as uncharacterized. Lineage: Eukaryota; Fungi; Ascomycota; Eurotiomycetes; Onygenales; Ajellomycetaceae. Gene Ontology annotation, biological process: double-strand break repair. Gene Ontology annotation, cellular component: site of double-strand break; nucleus. The record is from RefSeq and is a predicted model, not a curated record. The transcript is spliced from 2 exons. Bases 339 to 2207 code for a protein of 622 amino acids.